Brachypodium distachyon (stiff brome) is the source of this 1514-nucleotide messenger RNA. RefSeq names its product fructose-bisphosphate aldolase 1, chloroplastic. The record is from RefSeq and is a predicted model, not a curated record. Gene Ontology annotation, biological process: fructose 1,6-bisphosphate metabolic process; glycolytic process. Bases 94 to 1257 code for a protein of 387 amino acids. Gene Ontology annotation, molecular function: fructose-bisphosphate aldolase activity. The transcript has 6 exons. NCBI's taxonomy places the organism in Eukaryota, Viridiplantae, Streptophyta, Magnoliopsida, Poales, Poaceae. Gene Ontology annotation, cellular component: cytosol.
CAACCCACUGCCUAUUUCUCGCCGUCGCGUCCGAAACUCCAAAACUCCCCAAAACAGGAACAGGCGAUCAUCGGGCGAGCGGAACCAGAAUCAAUGGCGAUGGUGACCGCGAAGCUGAGCUCCCCGGCCGCGAGCUGGCUCACCGGCGGCCGCACCCACCGAUCCGCGCCGACCCGCCGCGCCACGCUGGUCCGCGCCGCCGCCGGCUCCUACGCCGACGAGCUCGUCUCCACCGCGAAAUCUGUUGCUUCCCCUGGGCGUGGGAUCCUAGCGAUUGAUGAGUCGAAUGCAACGUGCGGAAAGAGAUUGGCAUCCAUUGGUUUGGACAACACAGAGGUUAAUCGCCAGGCUUACAGGCAGCUUUUGCUUACAACUGCUGGUCUUGGCGAAUAUAUUUCUGGUGCUAUUCUUUUCGAGGAAACUCUAUAUCAAUCGACUACAGAUGGCAAGACAUUUGUUGACUGCUUGAAGGACCAGAAUAUCAUGCCUGGUAUCAAGGUUGACAAGGGUCUGGUUCCACUUCCUGGGUCCAACAACGAAUCCUGGUGUCAAGGUCUCGAUGGUUUGGCUUCAAGGUGUGCUGAGUACUACAAGCAGGGGGCACGUUUUGCGAAGUGGCGGACUGUUGUUAGCAUCCCUUGUGGUCCCACUGCAUUAGCUGUCAAGGAAGCAGCAUGGGGACUUGCUCGCUAUGCUGCUAUCGCUCAGGACAAUGGUUUAGUGCCAAUUGUGGAGCCAGAGAUCCUUCUUGAUGGUGACCACGGGAUUGAGAGAACUCUUGAGGUUGCAGAGAAAGUGUGGUCUGAGGUCUUCUUCUACCUGGCCGAAAACAAUGUUCUGUUUGAGGGUAUCCUGCUGAAGCCCAGCAUGGUCACCCCUGGAGCUGAACACAAGGAGAAGGCUUCCCCAGAAGCCAUUGCGAAGAACACCCUUACAAUGCUGAGGAGGAGAGUGCCACCUGCUGUCCCUGGAAUCAUGUUCCUUUCUGGCGGGCAGUCGGAGUUGGAGGCAACCAUGAACCUGAACGCGAUGAACCUAUCCCCUAACCCGUGGCACGUGUCCUUCUCCUACGCCCGGGCUCUCCAGAACUCGGUGCUCAAGACAUGGCAGGGACGCCCCGAGAACAUUGAGGCGGCGCAGAAGGCCCUGCUGGUGCGCGCCAAGGCCAACUCGCUCGCGCAGCUCGGUAGCUACACGGGCGAGGGCGAGAGCGACGAGGCCAAGAAAGGCAUGUUCCAGAAGGGCUACACCUACUAAUCAAAAUCAGGCAGCAAAGGUUUCCAUGUGAUAUAUAUGCACAUCCACAUCAUUUUGCGCCACGGUUUUUUGAACAUCGGAGUGAAUAAUUCGAUCGCCAGUGUGCUGGUGAGGCGUUGCCAACGACUGUUAGCUUUAUUAGCAGCGGAGAAAACCCUAUAUAGUUGUCGAUGCGUUUGUUCUGAGAAAAUGUUUUUACUGUAUGCAAUAUUACUCUGAGAAAAGCUGAUAGAUAAAAUAUCUCUUGUCAGUUGUCA